Belonocnema kinseyi is the source of this 807-nucleotide messenger RNA. RefSeq lists its product as uncharacterized. Bases 1 to 807 code for a protein of 268 amino acids. The transcript is spliced from 2 exons. The record is from RefSeq and is a predicted model, not a curated record. Gene Ontology annotation, molecular function: nucleic acid binding. Lineage: Eukaryota; Metazoa; Arthropoda; Insecta; Hymenoptera; Cynipidae.
AUGCAUUUUUUUUGUCUGGCUACUAGAGCCAUCCAUAUAGAGGUUGUAUCUGGUUAUACAGCUAAAGGGUUUAUAGCAGCAAUUCGACGAUUUAGUAGCCGUCGAGGUUAUGCUCAAGUUGUUUAUAGCGAUAAGGCGAAAAAUUUCGUUGGUGCUAGUAGGGAACCACAAAGAGCAUUUAGAAAACUAGUAACUGAUCAUCAACUACAUUCCGCGUUUGCUCUGGACGGUUUGACGUGGAAGUUUAUACCUUCCACUUCGCACGAUUUUGGUGGUUUAUGGGAAGCCGGGGUGAAAAGUAUCAAGCACCAUCUCAGACGCGUUAUCAAGAAUCACAUUUUGACCUUUGACGAGCUCACUAAGCUUACAUGGCAAAUCGAAGCAUGUUUGAACUUCCGUCCUAUAGGACCUGUGUCUCAUGAGACCGAUCGAUUGUCAUCGUUGACACCAGGACAUUUUUUAAAUGGUGGAGCACCAUUGUCAUUGCCUGAGCGAUCCAUGCUGGAUCUAAUUGAGCAAUACCCAAAAUGUUGGAAGCUAUUUCAGCAGAGGCUUGAGCAAUUUUGGCGUCUUUGGCGCCAUGAUUAUUUAAACACAUUACAACAACGUAACAAAUGGAGGCAUAAGAAUCCUAAUUUAGAACCCGGUACACUAGUCUUAAUAAAAAAUGAAGAUUUACCACCUGGCAAGCUAACGUUCAUCGCAUGGGCCGCCGAGGCUCUUCCACAGUGCCAGGUGGAAAUCGAACCCGUAAGCCGACGCAAUGGGUCGAAAGCCUAUGCCUUAGCAUCCACGACUGUCGUCUAA